UGAGAAGGAAAGGGCGGCCGCCGUAGCCCAAUCGGCUGCAACAACACAAAGCCCGGCGCACCUAAAACACUGACGCUACGCCGAGGCCUUUCCGGGUUUUUCCACGCUUCGCCCCUACUCCUGAGAACCAGGGCCUGCGGGGGAGCCGGAAGGGACCUUCCAAACAGGAACAGAAAUGAAUAGAAGCAGCUGGCAGCGUAAGAAGAAACAUGGGAGAAGCCGACACCCACGCAAUCCUUGGCUGAGACAACAGGAGUUGAACGAGAGGGUGCACCAGGGGACCCUGGAGAGCCCACCAGACCCUGGCCCCGAUGAUGCCGCAUCCCCAUCCACCUCGUCCACCUCGUCCACCUCGUCCACCUCGUCCACCUCGGCUGGGAGUUCUGUGCCAGAGCUGCCAGGGUUUUACUACGACCCUGAAAAGAACCGCUACUUCCGCCUGCUCCCAGGACAUAACAAUUGCAACCCCCUCACAAUGGAGGGCAUCCGCCAGAAGGAAAUGGAGAGCAGACGGCUGCAGCUGCUCCAGGAAGACGACAAGCAGGAAAAGAAAGUACCCAGAAAGGGAUUCAAUACAUCUUCCUUCCUACAAAAACGCCAGCUGGGUUUUCUCAGUGUCACCAGUUACUGCCGUUUGGCCCACGAGCUGCGACUGAGCUGCAUGCAGAGGAAGAAGGUCCACAUCCGCAGCUCGGAUCCCUCUGCUUUGGCGAGCGACCGAUUUAACCUCAUCCUGGCGGAUACCAAUAGUAGCCGGCUCUUCACUGUUAAUGACGUCAGAGUCGGAGGCUCCAAGUAUGGCAUCAUCAGCCUGCGCGGUCUGAAGAUGCCCACGCUGCAGGUGCACAUGCACGAAAACCUCUACUUCACCAACCGUAAGGUGAACUCCGUGUGCUGGGCCUCGCUCAAUCACCUGGAUUCCCACAUCCUGCUCUGCCUCAUGGGGCUUGCGGAGACUCCGGGCUGUGCCACGCUACUCCCGGCGUCACUGUUUGUCAGCAGUCACCCAGGGGAGCGGCCUGGCAUGCUGUGCAGUUUCCGCAUCCCUGGCGCUUGGUCCUGCGCGUGGUCCCUGAACAUCCAGGCAAACAACUGCUUCAGUACCGGCUUGUCUCGGCGGGUCCUGCUGACCAACGUGGUGACGGGGCACCGGCAGUCGUACGGAACCAACAGUGACGUCCUGGCGCAGCAGUUUGCUCUCCUGGCUCCCGUGCUCUACAAUGGCUGUCGUUCCGGGGAGGUGUUUGGCAUUGAUGUGCGAUGUCCUGGUCAAGGCAGUGGCUGGAAGGCCACCCGUCUGUUCCACGACUCGGCCGUGACCUCAGUGCAGAUCCUCCAGGAAGAGCAGUGCCUGAUGGCGUCAGACAUGGCUGGAAAGAUCAAGCUGUGGGACCUGAGGACCACCAAGUGUCUGAGGGAGUACAAAGGCCACGUGAACGAGUAUGCCUACCUGCCCCUGCACGUGCAUGAGGAGGAGGAAAUCGUGGUGGCAGUGGGCCAGGACUGCUACACAAGGAUCUGGAGCCUGCACGAUGGCCAGCUGCUCAGAACCAUACCCUCCCCGUACCCCACCUCCAAGGCCGACAUUCCCAGCGUGGCCUUCUCCUCCCGCCUCGGGGGCUUCCGCGGGGCGCCGGGGCUGCUCAUGGCCGUCGGGCAGGACCUCUACUGCUUCUCCUACAGCUAGCCCAGCAGCACGCAGCCCGGAGGACCUUGGACUUGACUGAAAGAGUAAAGAGUGCUUUGCUUCCACUUCUGCUGAGGGUGUUGUAUGUGACGCUGGGUGAAUCUGGAUCCCGUCCGCGCCUCUGCUAGGGCGCGGUGCUAAGUGUCUUGCGUGGAGACGGUUCCAUGAGGAUAUUUCCGUUAAACUCGGGGCUCAGUGAGCUUGGAAGUCCUUUUCAUAAAAGGUACUUGUUCCCUUUUCUUGUUGGAUUCCUUAGAAUAGUUCCCCUCACCAUCUUUUGCUUGUUUUAACAGAAAAAAAAAAAAGACUUUUUUUUUCUAAGAACUGAAGCUUGACAAAAGCUAAAUUAAAAGACCCUUCUUUGACCAAGGAA
Oryctolagus cuniculus (rabbit) is the source of this 2060-nucleotide messenger RNA. RefSeq names its product DDB1 and CUL4 associated factor 4 (gene DCAF4). Lineage: Eukaryota; Metazoa; Chordata; Mammalia; Lagomorpha; Leporidae. Gene Ontology annotation, molecular function: protein binding. The record is from RefSeq and is a predicted model, not a curated record. Gene Ontology annotation, cellular component: Cul4-RING E3 ubiquitin ligase complex.